Messenger RNA from Dromaius novaehollandiae (emu), 4195 nucleotides. It is a transcript of the gene CHST10, whose product is annotated as carbohydrate sulfotransferase 10. The record is from RefSeq and is a predicted model, not a curated record. Gene Ontology annotation, molecular function: sulfotransferase activity. Lineage: Eukaryota; Metazoa; Chordata; Aves; Casuariiformes; Dromaiidae. Gene Ontology annotation, biological process: proteoglycan biosynthetic process; carbohydrate biosynthetic process. Gene Ontology annotation, cellular component: membrane. The transcript is spliced from 7 exons. The coding region runs from base 953 to 2131 and encodes 392 amino acids.
AUGUUUUUAUGCCUCCCGUGGGAUGGUGAGUUGCACCCCCAGCAUCACGCCGGGUGCAUCUGCAGUUCCUGGCCAUGAAGGGAUUGGGCCUGGCAUCAGUCUAGCACCUCACAGGUGGGCAGGAUGGGGAGGCCAGGUCCCAAUUUUGAGUGCUUUGCUCACCGGCUGGCGUCUGUGGAGCUGGCACACUCCGUCACGCUGAGCCUGCACGGCUGAGGGGGGUUAUGCGGCUGUUGCUGGGGCUGCUGCUCCCAUGGUUCAUUUUCUCCAUGCUGAAAGAUGAAACAUGCAUGCACGAGGAGGACUCUGCUCUCGUCUCUGUAAGGACAGAGAUGAUAGGCCUGCUAAUGACAUCAGGGUGCUGAAAAGCCUUAGAAAAGAAUCACCUUUCAGAAAUAUCUGUUAUAAUGUCCAUUAUAACAUUUAGCAGCACCACUCAACUUAUUGAAUGAGUUUGUGAUAGAUUUUAGUCCAGAAUUAAAGAAAAAAACCUCCAGACUCUGUGAAGUUAAGAUAAGUAGGCCUUGAUGAAAAUGAAUUAAGCUGGUAUAUGUCCUUUGUUAUGAGUUGCAUUUCAAGUUACAUCAUUAGUCAUGUGCUGAUGGGCAAGCAGCUGGUACUUUGAGACUACUGGAGUGCUACUGGGAUCACUGUGCAUGUAGUGACUGUCCCGCCGGGAGCCCCCAUCCAGGCAGCAUAACUUGCAGAACAGGGGCCGGUGCUUUGAGUUUUAGUGUUGUUUAAACCUCUGCACUUUGUUCUGUCAUUCACAUGAAGAGCAGCAGCCUCCCCUCAAGGACUUGCAUUUUCUCCAGAUAAUGUCUUACUCGCAGGCCAUGAGUCAACUCCACCAUUCUUUGUUCAUGUUUGGGGGAGUGAGUUGGUGUCCAGAUCAUUGCGGUGUCUGAAAGCCAAGGUGGUAAGUUUUAGUGCUCUAAAGAGGAGACAGUGGAUGUUGCGGCAGACUGAAAAUGAGCAACCUCGAGACCUGAUGGUCUUCAGCAAGCAUCUUGGGGAAGGAACAAAAAUCUUUGUAUGGCUCAUGUCUGACAACAUGCACCACCAGUGGCUGCUGCUAGCUGCAUGCUUUUGGGUGAUAUUCAUGUUCAUGGUUGCUAGCAAGUUUAUCACAUUGACUUUUAAAGAUCCAGAUGGCUAUGGUGCCAAGCAAGAGCCAUUAAUACUGACAGCUGUGACAAAAGUGGAGGAGGUACAUGUGCCAGAGGAAAAACGUUGGCCUGAAGAAUUCCAGCCAACUGGAAAAGCUUUUUCUGGAAAUCUGAUACGCCAACCCCUAGUUCAUAUGGAAAGACUUGAGCUUCUCAGGAAUGUCUGCAGAGACACUGCAUUGAGAAAUCUCUCUCACACUGCAGUUUCCAAGUUCGUCCUGGAUCGAAUAUUUGUGUGUGACAAGCACAAGAUCCUGUUCUGUCAGACGCCGAAAGUGGGCAACACUCAGUGGAAAAAAGUCUUGAUCGUUUUAAAUGGAGCGUUUUCUUCCAUAGAAGAGAUCCCAGAAAAUAUUGUACAUGACCAUGAGAAGAAUGGCCUUCCACGCUUGUCCUCCUUCACUGAUGCUGAAAUUAAGAAACGACUGAAUUUAUACUUCAAGUUUUUUAUUGUUAGAGAUCCAUUUGAAAGACUUAUUUCUGCAUUUAAAGACAAGUUUGUGCACAAUCCUCGGUUUGAACCUUGGUACCGGCAUGAAAUUGCUCCUGGCAUCAUUCGUAAAUAUAGAAAGAAUCGCACAGAGACCAGAGGGCUGCAGUUCGAGGAUUUUGUGCGCUAUCUGGGUGACCCAAAUCACCGAUGGCUGGAUGUUCAGUUUGGUGAUCACAUCAUUCAUUGGGUAACAUAUGUGGAACUGUGUGCCCCCUGUGAAAUCGCAUAUAGUGUGAUUGGACACCAUGAAACCCUUGAGGAUGAUGCUCCGUAUAUCUUGAAAGCAGCCGGCAUAGACCAUCUGGUAUCAUACCCCACGAUUCCACCAGGGAUAACAGUGUACAACAAAACAAAAGUAGAGCGGUAUUUUUCGGGAAUUAGCAAGAGAGACAUAAGACGCCUCUACGCUCGGUUUGAAGGUGAUUUUAAACUCUUUGGCUAUCAGGAGCCAGAUUUCUUGUUAAACUGAUGCCUAGAAUAAGCUCUGAAGAAGUGUCUGAUGGAUUAAACUAAACCCACAUGAAUACCAGCUACAACACUGACAGAGCUAAGAAUGACCUUUUGUUUUCUAGCUUUUUGAUGUUGCUCCAUUUUUCAGUGAAAUAUUUGUCAUAUGAACAAUUAGGGGCUUAUAGUUGUUGUUUACUGACCAUAUUUUCAACAUGUGGCAUUGAAAUCUAUUAAGAGCAAAAUCUCUGUUAUCUAAAAUACAGAAUUCUACUUACUCCCUCUUCCCUCCAGAAAAAAAAAGGAAAAACCAAUGGGCUACAACCUUCCCUGUCUCUCUCCCGGAUAGAAUGCCUCUUAAAAAAAUAUAGUGAAGCAUUUAUAAAGAUGGCAGUUUCACUGUAGGUUAACUCUGACAUGUGGGUGAACUUAGGAUUCAUGCUCAUGAGAAAGGCAUGUAGAGUCUCCCAUGAGCUAUGAGAAUUAGAGGCCAGUACAGGACUAAAAACUGAAUAAAUGCUUGGCAAGUAAAAUUAUCCAGGUUCUGUCAUGUGGCUGCUAUAAUAACAGUAAUGCUGAUCUAAUCCCAUUUUUUGUUUGUCACAAAAUGAAUCUAAUUGGACAGAAGCUUCAGAACUGUCCAAAAAGGGGCUAGUUCCAGAGCCCGGUUGUCUUUGUGUUCUUGUCAAGUGUUUACUGUACUUACUUCUGGCCUGUUCUUUAAAAUAUUAUUUAACUCCUGGCUAUGUAAGUUAUCUGAGAACAUCAGAUACAAAUGGAGCACAGAAGAAAUAUAAAGCUUUUAGGGAAACUUUAAGGAAAUUUAAUUUAAAAAGAAAGUAUGAGUUGUAUCUGAGGAGCACAUCACAAGAUGCUCUCUAAAUAUCAAACAUUUUAACUUGUUUUAUCUUCUAACAGUUAAGGUUAAAUAAGCUACAAAAGCAGGAUGUCACAUGAAAGAGCUGCUGGAGUUAAUUUGGGUUAAUGCUCCAACUUUUUCUUAUAUCAUGCCUUGCUUAACGUUUAGUACCUUAGAGAAGAGAAAUUUUCUCCUCCUCUGAAAAUGCAUCUCACUAGUGCUGAAGGAGGCAGGGUGAAUCCUUGAUUCUUCUAGUGUUACACUGUUAUGGUAUCCAGAGUCAAAAAUGCCCAACAUCUGUGUUACCAGUGGGUGAGUUGGCAAUUUGCCAGGAGUUUGAAUGUCACUUAAAUUUGUGUAUAUAUUUUGUGCAUUAAAAAAAAAAGCAGAACUGAAUGGAUGCAACCAUAACAUUUGCUUGUGUUUGCAUUCUUCCUGUCUGAUAAAAAAGUCUCUUGUCUGAGUUCACCGGCAAUAAAAAUUAGUGCACUCACUGUCCUGCAGUUCAUGGGAAAGAGAGGCCAUGUAUCUGAGUUAGAGGAAUUGGUCCAUCAUAGUGAGGCAUUUGAGCUGUAUUUUUGAAAUCUUAGUCCUAAAGGAUUAAUUUUCUGACCAGCGCAACAUUGCUGGCUAGAAAUGCUAAUGAUGGUCAACUCUAUGGAAUCUGCUCUUAAAUCCAGCCACAGUAUGUUUUUGAUAGCUUCCUGUAUCAACAUAAGGAAGCAUCUUGCAGUCGAGAAAAAGGAAAGCUGUGCCAAACUGACAUGUGCUGCUGUCUGCAAAAAAGAAGCCCUGUUGUAGUUGGAUGUAAUUUCAGAAAGAGCUCAACUGUUUAAUUGGAAUAAGUGAGAAUCAUUAACUGGGCAUUGUUAGCAAGAGAAUAAUCCAAGGUGGCAAAGCUGGAAGAGUUGUUUGGGGGGGGGGGGUUUAUUUGCUUUUGGGAACAAAAAAAAUAGCAGUUACAGUGCCCUAGACUUGUUAGUUCUUAACUUAUCAGAAAAAGAUGUUAACAGCUCCAGGUUUUUCUGUGUUCUGUUUUUUUUGUUUGGUUUCUUUUUUUGUUUUUAAUACAGGAACUUAGCAAAAUGUAUUAUUAAACGUGUUUUGGAGCUAAUGAGCUGAUGGAUUACCUCUCUGCCGAUUUCAAAUGUAACAGUGUGAAUAAUGUAUAGUGAAUUCAGGCCUUAAAGUUUAAAUCUAAUAAAGUAGAAUCAUUUUUCUCUGAAA